AUGUCAGAGAAGAAGCCAAGGGGAGCUGACGCUCGUCCCAAAUGUGGCCUCCGCAGCUGGAGCGCAGACAGUUAUAUUUGGCGGGGAAAGAAACGCUCCCGGAGUGCUCGCAAUGGAUCAAGUCCUGGAGGACUAGAAGCGGAUGGGACAGAGGAGCUGGGUGUCCGGUCAACAUCCUGUCCGAGGUGGCGCAGGGAAAGAAAAUGUAGCUGCUGCGCUCUUGGGGAGGCACUGGCUGCUGGAGACAUUGAUGUUUGUAGGAAGGCGUUGUCCCGGCGUUCUCUCCGGCAGAAGUUUCAGGAUGCCGUGGGCCAGUGUUUGCCUCUGCGCUCUCACCAUCAUCACCAUCACCAUUACCACCACCCACCUGGGUCCUCGCGAGCCUUUUCAGUGCUGUUCUGGUCCAAACGCAAGAUCCAUGUCUCAGAGCUAAUGCAAGACAAAUGUCCGUUCUCCCCCAAGUCUGAACUGGCCAAAUGUUGGCAUCUUAUAAAAAAUCAAGCUAAUCACCCUAGUGCACUCAAAGACAUGGAGGCUCCCUUGAAGCCCAAUGUCUCAUCUUCUACCUCUCCACCACAGACACCCAUUUCCUGGGAGGACAUCUGCUGCUCCCCUGGGCCUGGAAGCACUCCUAUUGAAGACUGGGACCCUUCAUGUCAUCAUGGUGGAGCAGAUGGCAUCUGUGGCCAUACCGACUACAUCCUGGUUCCUGAUCUGCUCCAGAUCAACAACAACCCUUGUUACUGGGGAGUGUUGAACCGCUUUGAGGCAGAGGAGCUACUGGAGGGCCAGCCCGAGGGGACGUUUCUGCUCCGAGACUCUGCCCAAGACGAGUUUCUCUUCUCGGUCAGCUUUCGACGCUAUAGCCGCUCGCUGCAUGCUCGCAUUGAGCAGAACGGGAAGCGUUUUAGCUUCGACGUGCGUGACCCGUGUAUGUACCAGGAUCCCAGUGUGACAGGACUGCUGAGACACUACAGUGACCCAGCAACCUGUCUCUUCUUUGAGCCCCUUCUUUCCAAGCCACUGCCAAGGACCUUCCCUUUUCCCCUGCAGCACUUGUGCAGGGCUGUGAUCUGUAGCUGCACCACCUACCAGGGCAUAGACACCCUGCCGCUGCCACCUCAGCUCAGAGACUAUCUCAGACAGUACCACAUUAAGUGUGAUGGGGCUUGUGCAGUGUGAACUGUGCCUCAGAAUAUGGACAAUCGAAGGAA
Messenger RNA from Melanotaenia boesemani (Boeseman's rainbowfish), 1214 nucleotides. RefSeq names its product suppressor of cytokine signaling 4 (gene socs4). Gene Ontology annotation, molecular function: 1-phosphatidylinositol-3-kinase regulator activity. The record is from RefSeq and is a predicted model, not a curated record. The coding region runs from base 1 to 1182 and encodes 393 amino acids. The transcript has a single exon. Gene Ontology annotation, cellular component: phosphatidylinositol 3-kinase complex. Gene Ontology annotation, biological process: intracellular signal transduction; phosphatidylinositol phosphate biosynthetic process. Lineage: Eukaryota; Metazoa; Chordata; Actinopteri; Atheriniformes; Melanotaeniidae.